This is a messenger RNA of Colletotrichum spaethianum, 789 nucleotides long. Its product is annotated as UPF0662 protein. Bases 1 to 789 code for a protein of 262 amino acids. The transcript has a single exon. NCBI's taxonomy places the organism in Eukaryota, Fungi, Ascomycota, Sordariomycetes, Glomerellales, Glomerellaceae. The record is from RefSeq and is a predicted model, not a curated record.
AUGGGAGACGCCUCAAUUCUUCACAUGCCAACUGCCCUCAUAUUUGGGGGCAACGGCAAAACUGCCCGCGAAUUGACCAAGAUCCUUCGAGACGCCGAAACCCCGCACACCAUCUUCAGCGUCAUCCGCAACUCAGACCAGAUUCCGGAUCUCCAGGCUAUCGGUGCCAAACCCAUUGUGCAGGACAUUGCCACCGGCUCGGAGGCAGACUUCAUUAAAAUCAUUGAGGGCACCCGGCCUGACGUCGUCGUGUGGGCGGCCAGCGGCAAGGACCCCAAGUCCGCCGAAGCCGUGGACCGGGACGGGGCCAUUCGCGUCAUGGAUGCCCUGUCGAAGGCUAACGGGUCGGCCAAACGCUACAUCGUCAUCAGUGCCCUAGAUAUACGCGACCGAGAGAACAGGCCCGUCCCGGACUGGUACACCGAUGCCGACGCAAAGCUCAGCGAUCGCAUGUGGGGUAUCAUUGGUCCCAUUCUGCGAGCUAAAUUAGCGGCCGACACGGAGUUGAGGGUUGGCAAUGCGGCUCGCAAGCUUGACUACACUAUUGUGAGACCCGGUGGUUUGAGUGAAGGACCAGGUACGGGAAAGAUUCGCGCAGGCAAGGUGGGCACUAUCGGCAUGAUUCCACGGGAAGAUGUUGCUGGGGUCAUCUACGCGGCAAUUCAAAACAAGAAGACAUUCGGGCUGGCAUUUGACGUGCUGGGGCCUAAGGAUGACAGUUUGACAAUCAAAGAAGCUGUUUCACAGGUCGCAAGAGAUCGUGAGGAUACCUUCGAAGGGUAUUAUUAG